AUGUCAUCCUUCGCCAUUCGAGUCCCUUGCUCCUCUGCCAACAUUGGCCCCGGCUUCGAUGUCAUCGGCCUGGCCCUCUCCCUCCACCUCGAACUGCGCGUCACCAUCGAUGACUCCAAGCCCUCCUCCGAGCUGCCAUUGAACUGCGCGAUCACCUACGAGGACCAAAGCAAGAGCACCGAGUCCAUCUCCCUUGACCCCGAGGUCAACCUCAUCACCCGCGUCGCCCUCUAUGUUCUGCGAUGCCACAAUCAGCGCGCCUUCCCCGUCGAGACCAAGGUUCACAUCGUCAACCCCAUCCCACUGAGUCGCGGCCUGGGAUCGUCUGGUACGGCUGUUGUCGCCGGUGUCAUGCUGGGCAAUGAGGUCGGCAAGCUGGGUUUAAGCAAGGAACGUUUGCUAGACUACUGUUUGAUGAUUGAGCGACACCCCGAUAACGUGGCCGCCUCGUUGUUCGGAGGUUUUGUGGGUACCUAUCUGAACGAGCUGAAGCCCGAGGAUGUUGCCCGAAAAGAGAUCCCUCUCAGUGAGCCGCCUCUGGGAAUCGGCCACUACAGAAAGUUCGACUGGGCCCCCGAAAUCAAGGCCAUUGCCAUUAUCCCGGACUUUGUCGUGCCCACCGCCGAUGCCCGUAACGUUCUGCCUCAGCAGUACAGCCGAGCCGAUGUGGUCUUCAACCUCCAACGCGCGGCCCUACUCCCCGCCGCCCUGGGAACAUCCCCACCAGACCCUGAAAUGAUUUUCCUCGCCAUGCAGGAUAAAGUCCACCAGCCCUACCGCAAAGGCUUGAUCCCCGGUCUGACCGAGGUUCUCCAAUCAAUGACGCCCGCUACUCAGCCCGGUCUGCUGGGUAUCUGUCUGUCUGGCGCUGGUCCGACCAUCCUCGCCCUCGCAACGGAUCGCUUCACCGAGAUCGCUGACCGCAUCAUCGCACGGUUCGCUACAAACAAUAUUACCUGCCAAUGGAAGCUGCUUGAGCCCGCGCAGGAGGGAACCACCGUGACCCCUGUUUAA
Penicillium waksmanii is the source of this 1014-nucleotide messenger RNA. RefSeq names its product homoserine kinase. Gene Ontology annotation, molecular function: ATP binding; homoserine kinase activity. Gene Ontology annotation, biological process: L-threonine metabolic process. The transcript has 4 exons. Lineage: Eukaryota; Fungi; Ascomycota; Eurotiomycetes; Eurotiales; Aspergillaceae. The record is from RefSeq and is a predicted model, not a curated record. Bases 1 to 1014 code for a protein of 337 amino acids.